Messenger RNA from Aureococcus anophagefferens, 1518 nucleotides. RefSeq lists its product as hypothetical. The transcript is spliced from 2 exons. Bases 1 to 1518 code for a protein of 505 amino acids. Gene Ontology annotation, molecular function: protein binding. NCBI's taxonomy places the organism in Eukaryota, Pelagophyceae, Pelagomonadales, Pelagomonadaceae. The record is from RefSeq and is a predicted model, not a curated record.
AUGAAGGUCAUCAUCGAGACGUGGCACAAGCCCCUGUGCCUGGCGCCGACGCUGUCGUCGACGCGCGUGAGCCUCACCGUGGAGCCCACGUGGAAGCUGGUGAAGCUGAAGCGCGCCGUCCAGGCCCUCUGCCGCACGCGCGCGGGGCGCACGUCCCUCGACCCGGGGCGCCAGGUGCUCUCCGUGAAGCAGGAGGACGAGGAGACGGGCGGCCUGAAGCGCGUCGUCCUCGAGGACGACGAGACCACUCUUCUCGGCUUCGACGUGCCGGACGGCGCGAUCGUCUCGCUGAAGGUGAAGGCCUUCGAGCCCAAGCCCGUCGAGGACCCGCCGCCCUGGUUCCUGUUUCUUUUUUCGAGGGGUUCGCGCGUUCCCGGCGCGGCGUUGUCGGGCGGGGUGGAGGUCGUGGUGGUCGUAAUAAUCGCAAGAAGGCAAGAAGCCGACGGUGACGACAUAUAUUGGCGUGGUUUCGCCACAGCGCUGUGCGCUGUGCAGCGCUCUCUCGUGUGCUCUCUCCGGAGAACUCCGAAGGAGAUGGUGCAGACGCGGAGGGCAAAGCAGACGCUUCGCGACAAGCAGGGGACGACGGACGUGGUGUCGCAGCUCCCGCACGAGCUCGCGCUCAAGAUUCUGUCCUUUGCUUCGGCGGACGCCGUCGUCGCGGCGUGCGGCGUCGCGAAGCACUGGCGCGACCUCGGCGGCACCGACGCGCUGUGGCGGCCCCUGUGCCACGACCUCUGGCGCGGGAAGCUGAACUUUGAGGGGCGGACGCGCCCGCUCUCGGCCGCCGUGCGCGACGACGCGAUCGUGGCGCGCGGCGCGCCCGUCGCGCGCGGCGCGGCGGCGCGCGUCGCGUACGACUGGGACGGCGCCGACCCGUGGAUCGGAGCGCACGAGCGCCUGGAGCGCCUCGACUGGCGCGCAUCCUACAGGCUCUCGCUCCUGGACGCGGCGCGGACGCGCAUCGCGGACGACGAGCUCGCGAGGAUCCCCUGGUUCGUGUGCUUCGGCGACGCGUUCGUGGCCCCUCGAUUGGCGGCGUCGUGCCAGCUCUCCGACGCCGCCAUGGCGCAGGCCCGGGCCACGGCGGGCCACACGUUCGCGCGGUUCUCCCUCGACGACGCCGCGCCGCGGACCUUCUUUUCCGAGGCCGAGGGCUACUACACGGACUCGUUCUACUCCCACCUGCCCGGCGACCCGGUGGAGGAGUUCAUCGCCCCCGGCGGCGUCGCGACCUGGCGCCGCGACAAGAACGACGGCAUCAAGCUCGCGAAGUUCGCCUCGUUCCACGCGCCGCUCGAGGCCUCGCGGCGCGCCGACUGGGGCUGGCGCCUCGCCAACAACUACGUCCUCAAGGAGUCCUGCGACGCGGGCAUCGUCGCCCGCGAGGUCUGGAAGAGCCCCGAAGUGCCGGAGGAGGCGCAGCCCUCGCUCGUCGACCCCCGGGACAACAUCAACUACUCGCCCCCGUCCGAGCCGACGUGGGCGCCGUCCCCCGGCGUCGCGGUCGCGUACUAG